Messenger RNA from Mandrillus leucophaeus (drill), 546 nucleotides. RefSeq names its product 60S ribosomal protein L18-like. The transcript has a single exon. The coding region runs from base 1 to 546 and encodes 181 amino acids. Gene Ontology annotation, cellular component: ribosome; cytosolic large ribosomal subunit. Gene Ontology annotation, biological process: translation. The record is from RefSeq and is a predicted model, not a curated record. Lineage: Eukaryota; Metazoa; Chordata; Mammalia; Primates; Cercopithecidae. Gene Ontology annotation, molecular function: RNA binding; structural constituent of ribosome.
AUGGGAGUUGACAUCCGCCAAAACAAGGACCGAAAUGUUCGGCGCCAGGAGCCCAAGAGCCAGGAUAUCUACCUGAUAUGCUGUGUCAAGCUGUGGGUCAAGCUGUACAGGUUUCUGGCCAGACGAACCAACUCCACAUUCAACCAGGUUGUGCUGAAGCGGUUGUUUAUGAGUCCUACCAACCGACCACUUCUAUCCCUUUCCCGGAUGAUCUGGAAAAUGAAGCGUCCUGGCUGGGAAAACAAAACGGCCAUGGUUGUGGGGACCAUAACGGAUGACGUGCGGGUUCAGGAGGUGCCCAAACUGAAGGUGUGUGCGCUGCGUGUGACCAGCUUGGCCCGCAGUCGCAUCAUCAGGGCGGCGGACAAAAUCUUCGCUUUCGACCAGCUGGCCCUGGACUCCCCCAAGGGCUGCGGCACCGUCCUGCUCUCCAAGAUGAACCGGCAUUUCAGCAAGGCCCCGGGAACCCCGCCCAGCCACGCCAAACCCUACGUCCGCUCCAAGGGCCGGAAGUUCGAGCGCGCCAGAUGCGCACAGGCCAGCUGA